Molecule: messenger RNA, 1797 nt
Organism: Phyllotreta striolata
Lineage: Eukaryota; Metazoa; Arthropoda; Insecta; Coleoptera; Chrysomelidae
Source: the annotation of a GenBank genome assembly
UAAAAUAGUAAAAUAUGAAAUAACUGCAAACAAAACAAAAAUAAUGGAUAACAGCUUCUUAGAUUUCGAAAAAAUAUGUAGAGUUUGUUUAAACGAAGGCAUAAUGAUGUCGAUAUUCAAAGUGAACAUAUCCAAAAAGCUUAUGUCGUUAGCUCCAAUCCAGGUUUGGCAAAACGACGGACUUCCAACUCAAAUCUGCAACAAAUGCUCAGCGAAACUUCACAUAUCGUUUCAAUUUAAAAAACUAUGCGAAAAAUCAGAUUCCAAACUUCGUCAGUAUUUAAAAAAAGCCUCCGAACAACCAGCAGAUCGACAACAAUCUCAAUUAGUCCGAGCCGAUGUAAAGACUCAACAAGCCCCGAAUAACCCUCAAAUAAACCUUCCUCAAUACGCCCAACCUGUAGCCGAAAAUUGCGUGUACAUCGAAUGCAACCCUUUAAUCGAAAACAUACCGCAAGAUAACCAUUUCAUGUCGUUACCUCAAAACAACCAAUCCCAGAUGACCCAAAUCGAUUAUAAUCAGUUAGGCACUUUUAACGUAGAAGGCGUCGGACAAGUUCAAGUUUACAACAGCUCUUACUCGAUGCCCCUUCAACAGACUACUGUACUGCACAAUACUGAAGUAACAUCAGUACAAAUGCAGUCGCAGCAUCAGGUACAAUACAUAGACCAACCUCAACCGCAAGUAACAGCUGAUGCUAUAGUUAAAAAAGAAGACGAGAAAACCACCUUUAAGAAGGAAAGUAAACCUGAAUCUGCUAGGCAAUGCUCAACAUGUAAUAAGAUUUUCGCCAACACCACCAAGCUCACAAGGCACAUGAAAACUCAUUCAUCAGAUUUACCCUAUAAGUGUAAAGAGUGCAACAAAGGCUUCGCUCAUAGUGGUAACUUCAAAAUUCACCUGAGGACCCAUACGGGGGAGCGACCUUUCAGGUGCGUUGUAUGCGAUAAAGGCUGCAGGCAAGCUCAGGAUUUGGAGAAACACAUGAGGACACACACAGGUGAAAGGCCGCACAAAUGCUUGAUGUGCCCUAAAGCGUUUUCUACUCGUUCGAAUCUCAUCGCCCACGUUAGAAUUCAUACAGGCGAAAGACCUUACGUAUGCUGCGUUUGCCAAAAAUCCUUCUGCCAAUCCAAUGAACUCACCAAACAUAUGCGAACUCAUACCGGAGAAAAAUCUCAUAUUUGUGAUAUAUGCAAUAAAGGUUUCAACGGUUCUAGUACGCUUAUAGUCCAUCGAAGAUCCCACACCGGAGAGCGACCUUACGUUUGUCCGGUUUGCAACAAGGCUUUCACCCAAAACAGCUGUUUGAUGGUGCACAUGAAGCGGCACAACGACAAGAAAACCAAGGAGAACAAGGAGCUGAUGGUGGUGACGCAAGAGACGAAGGAAAACAUCAAUUGUAAUUUCUGCAACAGCAGUUUCGAGAGCACCUCGGAUUACUCGGUGCACGUCAAGUCGCAUUCGAGCGGCGAGGAGAGCUAACGCACGGGGUAAGGCUGCUCUAAUUGCGUUAAAUUUAGUUACUUGGAGAUACUAUUGUGAUUUUUUUUAUUUAGGAUUAAGUAUUUAUAUUUUACAAGUGUUUUUUUUUUAUUUUGAGUGUUUUAUUUGCAGUUCAGUACUAGGCAGUUUUAAAACUUAUUUGUAUACUCAUUUAGAGAACCGUUUUGUUCAUAUUUAUUAUCGAAACGAAUGAAAUUAAGAUUGCAAUCUAAAUUUAAUGUACCAAUUAUAAUGGCAUAUUCCCCAAUUCUAUUGAAAUGUCUUCAUUAGUUAUAUAGACUAAUAACUUC